This is a messenger RNA of Camelus dromedarius (Arabian camel), 5017 nucleotides long. RefSeq names its product zinc finger protein 177. The transcript is spliced from 8 exons. Gene Ontology annotation, molecular function: RNA polymerase II cis-regulatory region sequence-specific DNA binding; DNA-binding transcription factor activity, RNA polymerase II-specific. Gene Ontology annotation, biological process: regulation of transcription by RNA polymerase II. Lineage: Eukaryota; Metazoa; Chordata; Mammalia; Artiodactyla; Camelidae. The coding region runs from base 2508 to 4064 and encodes 518 amino acids. The record is from RefSeq and is a predicted model, not a curated record.
CGGCAGGCAAAGCUCGAGAGGCCGCCUUUAGACCAAUGACCCCAAGGUCGAGAUUUCCGGCUCCCGCACACCGGACCUGGGGCGGGCUGGGCCGAACUAGCAUGUCACUUAUCCAGAUCUCUCAGGAGGAGCAAGGAAGAAGCUGGAGAAAGUGGACAAAGGACUUACCCUGGGACACUGUGUAGGGGAGUCCCAGAUACUGGAAGACAGAGACUGGGAGACAGAGGCGCUAUCUGUCCUGAUGAUUACAUUUCAAAGGAAUGGCUCUUGGGUCCUCAGAUACACUUCAGAGUUGUGAGAGAUACAUAUUCACAAUGAUAAACCCUUUUUAGGAAAAGCUCUAAGAACCAGAGGUCAGGGGCCUAUCAUCAGGUAUUGGCUAAAACAGUAAAUUUUCCUGGCAGUGCUGGGGUCAUCCUAGGGACCCCUACUAGAAGCCUAGAUGUUAGACUUUGGUCAAGUUUCUUGGAGUAGGAAUUUGGAUGAGUUGUUAUGUGCCAAGAGUUCUGCAGUCCUCACUCCCUUCUACCUUCUUCCCCUACCCAUUCUGUAUGUCCUUUGACUUCAACUGAUCAUGUCCUUUGCUUAAUAGAGUGACUCAAAACUUCAUUCUGAGGGGUCUGAGACAUUAGUAGUCCCACCUGAAUUGGAUUGUGGAGAUUUCCACUGACUUUACUCACAGGAUAAAAGAAUAUUAAGAGAUGCCCUAGAUCUCCUAUGUCCCAGACAUAUCCCCUCCUUACUCCUACUGUGUAGUUGCAACCCAAUUUCCCCUUGGUAAUCAGGAUCAAUCACCCCAACUGGUAUAGUAACUGCCCCUCCCUUCUUUGUUGAUUUUUUUCUUUUUCUUGUACUUUUAAAGUUUAUUUUAUUUGGCGGGGUAAUUAGAUUUAUUUGUUUACUUGUUUGUUUAUUUAUGGAGGUACUGGAGAUUGAACCCAGGACCUUGUGCAUGCUAAACAUGCACUCUACCACUGAGCCAUACCCUCCCUGCCGUUUGUUGAUUCUUUGAUGAUCCCAAAAUGGUCAAGUGGCAGUCUUGACUUCCAGUGCAAUAGAAGCAUUAUUAUGUCCCCUGGUGGAAGAAUUCCAGUCUUCAGAGCGAAGACUUCUGAAUCAACACAACCUGUCGUGGAGAUGGAAGCAAAAUUUUCCUAAUGGAGUAAUAGUAAGAGGAACCAUUCCCAUUUCCAGCCCUUAAUUCCUAGACCCAUAAAUCCUGGCUGUGGGAGAGACAGAACCAUAUACUGGAUGCUGAUUUAAAUCAUACACAUCCUGGAGGUCAUUGCCCCCAGCCCUGCAAGGCUUAGCUAUCUAGUUGGCAACACAACUGAAUCUUCAAAAGGCUGAUCUAGAACAGUUACAUGAAUUUCUAAAAGUGUUAAAGAUUUCAUGGGCACUGGCCCAUUGGUACACUUCAUUUGCUAUAAAAUGAGUUCCUUGGUUAUAGAAGUGCUACUUGGUGGAAUAACGUGAGAGUGCCUAGGUAUUCUUUAAGUCUCAGAUGGUGGUUUUGACAGAAGCACUGAAGACACAGAAGGCAAACUCAUACCCAGAGUUAAGUGUUUAUUCCACUAAAAAGCAAUCACUUCCCUUUACGUGAUAGAUGUGGUCCAAUCAACCUGCCACCUGGUAAAUGGCUGAGGAAGUUGGUGUUGCUGUUGGCAUAUUUGGCAGGCACCCAGCAUGGGUUUUAGCAAAUCAGCCUUGUUGAGUUGUAGUCCGUAUUGUUCAUCCCUGCCACCAUGGCUAUUUGUUUAGGAGCCCACUGGGGAGAAAAGAGCAGCUGGAGAAGAGGGCUGACUGAUAUCCACAGAACCAGCUAUCCUAUUGUCUUGGAUCCGGACCCAGCACCCCAUCACAUCGAUGCGGGUAGAAACGGCAUUUCUCCUCGGCUCGCGGCUGGCGGAAGCGGCGGCCGUCGGGUUCCGCCCACCUCCGAGGACCCGCCCCUAACGUUUACUGGAAGUGCGCGUGCGCAAAGCGGCGGCUAUGUUAUCGGCGAGCUCCCGCCGGGGUCUGAGGUGAAAUUUUUGCCUCUUGGUGUUCCCUCUCCUUGUGGCGACUCGGAGGGGAAGAGACCAAAUGCGAGGCUCGAGGUCCAGGGGCGCUGGCCUCGCACGCUGACCCCGCCUCCCGCCGGCGCUCCCGGGCGGCGGCCCUUCCCCCGAGAGCCCUGUCCCAGCUCUGCCCGUCAGGGGUCCCGGCGGCAGCGCCGGGAGGAGGCGCGUCGGCCAGGCCUUUUCUCCAGCCGCCGUGCUCCCCUUUUCAAAAGCCUCCAGUGCAGCCUUUGGGUCUUUUGUCCAGAAGGAAAAGCUUCUCCGUCGUUCUCGUCACGGCGACUCUGGCUCCAACGUCCCCCUGUCCCCGGGUCCCGGUGAGCACUCGGCGGAAUGGCUCUGGCUGUGGCUGUUGGUUAUUCAAGUUUGGUGACCUGUGUUUUUUCCUGGGCUGCUUUUAAGUUUAUUGGGGUGGAAAUCAAACAGCAAAGAAGAAAAUAAAUCUAGAUGUGGAUUUCUUUUUAUUCAUUCAGCCUGGGGUUUAUUGUGCUUCCUGGACCCAAAGGUCUGAUUGCUCAGAACCCUGCCUGGCCAGGAGGGGGACACACAAGAGGAAGAAUGGCUACAGGAUUGUUGACAACUUGGUCACAGGACUCAGUGACCUUCGAGGAGGUGGUGGUGGACUUCUCCCAGGAGGAGUGGGCAUUGCUGGACCCUGCUCAGAAAAUCCUGUACAGAGACGUGAUGCUGGAGAACUUUCAGAACCUGGCCUCAGUGGGGUAUCAUCUCUGCAAACACAGUCUGAUCACCGAGGUGGAGCAGGAAGAGCUGAGGCCAGAGGGGAGAAGACUUCUCCAAGGUGCCUGUAGAGAAUGGGACACUCAAUUUAAAUCAAAAGAUGCAAUCUUUACACAGAGUAUUCCUGGGGAAAAUAUUUCCAAUGGCAUAAAAAUGGCACUAACUCACCCUGGUGAGAAACUCUGGGAAUUUAAUCAUUAUGGAAAAUUCUUCAGAAAGAACUGUUGCCUUAUUUGUACAAGAUAUUGUAAGGGAGAGAAAUGCUACAAAUAUAAAAAAUAUGGGCAAGACUUCAGCCAUCCCACAGCUCUUAGGAAUCAUGUGAGUACUCACACUGGAGAGACAAUUUUUGAAUUUAAUGAUUGUGAAAGAGCUUUCAAUCAAGAGUCAUUCUUCGGAAAACACUUAAGAACUCUCACAGGAGAGGAAUCUUCUGAGUGUAAUCAACAUCUUAGGUCCUUCAACUUAUACUCCUUUUCAGUACAUGAACAAAUACCUACUGGAGAGAAACUCUGUGAAAACAGUGACCAUGGAAAAAGAUCUUCCCUUAGUGUCCACGAAAGAAUGUGUACUGUAGAGGAAAGCUCAAAAUGUAAUGAACAUGGGAAAGUGAUCACUGGCCCCUUGUCCCUUCAGAUAUGCAUGAGACCUCACACUGGAGAGAAACCUUAUGAAUGUAGUGAAUGUGGGAAAGCCUUUGUUUUUCAGUCUUCCCUUAAGAAACACGUGAGAUCACACACUGGAGAGAAACCUUACAAGUGUAAUCAUUGUGGGAAAUCCUUCAGUCAGAGCUCUCACCUUAAUGUGCACAAAAGAACUCACACUGGAGAGAAACCCUACGACUGUAAGGAAUGUGGCAAGGCUUUUGCUGUUCCGUCAUCCCUUCAAAAACAUAUGAGAACUCACACUGGAGAGAAACCCUACGAAUGCAGUGACUGUGGGAAAGCCUUUAUUGACCAGUCAUCCCUUAAGAAACAUACACGAUCUCACACCGGAGAGAAACCUUAUGAGUGUAAUCAGUGUGGAAAAUCUUUCAGCACGGGCUCUUAUCUUAUUGUGCACAAGAGAACUCACACUGGAGAGAAAACCUAUGAGUGCAAAGAAUGUGGGAAGGCCUUUAGGAAUUCUUCUUGCCUAAGGGUACAUAUGAGAACUCACACAGGAGAGAAGCCCUAUAAAUGUAUUCAGUGUGGAAAAGCAUUCAGCACCAGCACUAACCUUAUAAUGCACAAGCGGAUACAUACUGGGCAGAAAGUCUAUGAAUGAAACGACUACAGGAUAGCCUUAAAGGGUCCUUCACACCUCACUGCUCGUGUUAGAACUCACUCUGGAGAGAAACCGUAUUGUGACCAAUUUAGAAAGCCUUCACGCACAGUUCUUGAGUUAUGUUAUACUGGGACCAACUUUAUAAAAUGUUAUGGUUCUGUGACUGUAUUUAUCAGUGAAUGUUUAAUCUUUAAAAUGUGACAACUCAUUAAUUGAUGAGUAUUUAAGAUUACAUAGCACUCUAAAUUCCCCUUGAUCUACAUCACAAAAGUUUUGCUAUAUGAUGUUUUCAUUGUAGUUAAGUACUAAAUAUUGUCCAUUUCUCAUCAAGGUGUCUUGGACCAAACUAUAGGUUAUUUAGAAAUACAUAUUUUAAUGUGCAGACUCUGUGCACAUUUUAGUUAUCUUUUAGUUAUAGAUUUCUAAUUUAAUUGCAUUAUGCACAGAAUGCAUGGUCUUCAUGAUAAAGAUUCUGUGUGACAUAGAUUCAAACCGAAAAUUAUUAGGGACUUGUUAUGUGGCCUAAUGUGUGAGACAGAAGUCACUGUCCCAAUAUCCAUUCCUCCCUCUCUUCCUUAAAGAAACAAAACUACAAUUGUGUUUAAGUUGACAGUGUGGACAGUUUUUAAGGACUCAUCUCCGAGCUUUCCUUGCAGCUGUGAAUGCCUGUAAGCCCACAGUCCUGGCCAGCAAAGAGGCAGAAGUCACUAUUGUGGGUUCUAAAGAAUUCCAUGGAAAUGGGAGCAUAGAAUCUGGCAUUUUCUCUUUCAUUUGCCCUGUAUCUUAUCUUUUUUUUCCCCUUAAAGGACAGACCAACAGGAUGACAGUCAUAGGCUACUGAUUACAUAAUAGGGACUUACAAUACUAUUUGGUUGUAUAUAUGCAACUAUGGGUUGCUUAUUUCUGGACUUCAUGUAACAUGAGAAAAAUAAAAUCCUAACUGGUUUAAAACA